Columba livia (rock pigeon) is the source of this 2449-nucleotide messenger RNA. It is a transcript of the gene EPHX2, whose product is annotated as epoxide hydrolase 2. Gene Ontology annotation, molecular function: lipid phosphatase activity; magnesium ion binding. NCBI's taxonomy places the organism in Eukaryota, Metazoa, Chordata, Aves, Columbiformes, Columbidae. The transcript has 19 exons. Gene Ontology annotation, cellular component: peroxisome. The record is from RefSeq and is a predicted model, not a curated record. The coding region runs from base 516 to 2045 and encodes 509 amino acids. Gene Ontology annotation, biological process: cholesterol homeostasis; phospholipid dephosphorylation.
AAGAAGAGCAUCUAAUACUUAAUUAACCAAGAUAAUUAAUUAAGUUCAUCCCUUCCCCAGCGCUGAGACCUGACACAACUAAAUGCACAAGCUGGAGCUGACAAAACCCAGACAAUUGGAUCCCCGAGCGGGUCCCAAACAGCCUCUCAAGUCCCACUGAGCCCUUUGCCCCAUUUAAUAUGAGAUAUUUGGGAAUUACUAAUUGCGGAAGCUCCCAAACAGCAGCCAAACAGGUUCUGUCUGUACCGCCUGACAUGCUGGAGUUUCCCGGCAGCGCCUGGCUGUUUAAAAGAAAAAAAAUGGCAAGGAGUUAAAAAAAGAAUAAAAUAUUAAAUAGUCAAAUGCUGGAGGACAUGGAGCAGAUGGAGCAAUAAAUUCCCAGAUUAUCAGGCCAUCAAGCAUAUUUUUUGCUUCGUUUUAUAUUAAAAAGAAGAUGACAGCAAUCCUGCUGGAAAAGUAAUUUCUUGCAAAAAGUGCUGUUUGCUGGCGGCUCUGACAGCCCUUACGCCAAAGCCAUGAAGGGACAGAUCACCCUGUCCCAGCUUUGUUCGGAGGUGGAAGAGGGCUGCCGGCAGCACGCCUCUGCAUCAGGCAUCACCCUGCCAGCCACCUUCUCCAUCUCCCGCAUCUUCGAGGAGAUGGCAGCCAAGGGGACGAUCAACACCCCCCUGCUGCAGGCGGCCAGGGUGCUGCGGAGGAACGGGUUUAAAACCUGCGUCCUCACCAACAACUGGGUGGACGACAGCGCCGGGCGGCUCUUCACGGCCACGCUGAUGAACACGCUGCACCGGCACUUCGACCUGGUGAUCGAGUCCUGCCGCCUCGGCCUGCAGAAACCGGAUCCCCAGAUCUACACCUACGCCCUGGGCGCUCUGCAGGUGAAACCGCAGGAGGCCAUCUUCCUGGAUGACAUUGGGGAGAACCUGCGGCCGGCUCGGGAAAUGGGCAUGGCCACCAUCCUCGUCAGGGACACCGACACCGUCCUGAAGGAGCUGGAGCAGCUCUCGGGUGUCCAGCUUCUCGGCCAAGAAGAGCCGCUGCCGACCGCAUGUGACCCGUCCAACGUCACCCACGGCUACGUGUCCAUCCGGCCCGGCGUCCAGCUGCACUUUAUGGAGAUGGGACACGGCCCUGUCAUCUGCCUGUGCCACGGCUUCCCCGAGACAUGGCUCUCCUGGCGCUACCAGAUCCCUGCGCUGGCCGAUGCCGGAUUCAGGGUGAUCGCUCUGGAGAUGAAGGGCUAUGGGGAAUCCACGGCCCCGCCGGAUAUACAAGAAUAUUCGCAGGAGCAGAUCUGCAAGGACCUGGUGGUUUUCCUGGACAAACUGGGCAUCCCGCAGGCCGUGCUGCUGGGUCACGACUGGGGCGGCAUGGUGGUGUGGAACAUGGCUCUGUUCUACCCCGAGAGGGUCAGAGCCGUGGCCUCGCUCAACACGCCGUACCGCCCCGCCGACCCCACCAGCGACAUCGUGGAGAAGAUGAAGGCCGUCCCCACCUUGGAAUACCAGUUCUACUUCCAGGAGCCGGGUAUUGCAGAAGCGGAGCUGGAGAAGGACAUUGGCCGGACACUGAAGGUGCUGAUCCGCUCACAACGCCAGGAGGACCGGUUGUCCUCUAAGAUCAAAUUCCACGAGGUCUGGAAGCGAGGGGGGUUGCUGGCGGGCUUCCCAGAAGACCCCCCCGCCAGCCCCAUCCUGUGCGGCCCCGAGCUGCAAUAUUACAUCCAGCGCUUCCAGAAAUCCGGCUUCAGAGGCCCCUUGAACUGGUACCGCAACAUACGACCCAACUGGCACUGGGCGCUCUCUGCCAGGGACAGGAAGAUCACAAUGCCAGCGCUGAUGGUCACGGCUGGGAAGGACAUGGUGCUGCACCCCAAAAUGAGCGAGGGCAUGGAGCAGUGGAUCCCGCAGCUGCGCCGGGGGCACAUCGAGGAGUGUGGGCACUGGACACAGAUGGAGAGGCCGGUGGCGCUGAACAGGAUCCUGCUGGAGUGGCUGGAGGGGCUCCCCCCGCCCUCCCCCAUGCCCAAGAUCUCCAAGCUGUGAGCGGGCAGAGCCUGUGCCUUCCCGCCCCCGGAUGAUGCUGCGUUUUAGUGUUCCAUUUUACCUCUAGGGCUUGAUUUUUGCCUUUGCUUGGUUUGGUGUUUGGAUGGGUGGAAGGGCUCGGGGAGCCGGGACUGGGGUGGCACAGGGGACUCUGUUUCGUGCAGGGUCCCCAUGAGCUCUCACGGAGGUCCUGGGAGAUAAUUUGGGGCUUGACCCAUCCUUGGGGCUGCCCCAUCACCCCGACCCCAUCCCAGGGGCUCCCUUGGCUCAGGGGGUGGCUGGAGGGUCCCAGGUUGUGGCCGCGUGGUUGGUUUUGGUGUGGAGGUUUUAAUGUAUAAUUAAUGCUGCCUGAGAAAUCACCUUUUGCCUUAUCACGGUAAGAAAUAAAGCACAAAGUGACCCAA